Molecule: messenger RNA, 586 nt
Organism: Moneuplotes crassus
Lineage: Eukaryota; Ciliophora; Spirotrichea; Euplotida; Euplotidae
Source: the annotation of a GenBank genome assembly
AUCUUGUAAGCAAAAUGAAGAAUUUAAAAGCAAUUGAAAAGGACAAAAGGCGCCCUACUAAAUCACAUACUCCUUGAGCACUCCGCUCAUACAAUAUUUUUGAUCCACCAAAGAAUGGGCCUAUGCUAGAUGAGACCUUAGACUCAAAGAACACAAAGAAUGCUAAAAAAACACCAAACAAUCUGAUAAAGUCUUUUAAUCUGAAAGAAAAGGAUCCAGAAAUAUUUGAUAUAAGCAAUAUUUUGGGAAAAACGCUUAAGAAUAAAAGCCCAAAUAAGCGAAUCAGAGUGAAAUCUAGAUAUAUUAGUCAACGUAAAACUUCUUUAUGGGCUGCAUUCAAACCCUCCCAGCACCCAUCCCCUCAGCCCCAAAGCCCAACCUCCAUUCUCAAAAAUCUGCAGCUAAAACAGAAGCUUCAGCCUUCACUUGCCUGGUCAGAUCCGAAGACUCUGUACAGCUCCUUGACCAGCACCCAGAACAGAGACUCUCCGAAAUCACCAUUUACUGGGCUGAGAAAUAAUAGGUACAGAGGAGCAGCAUUUAUGGAUAAGCCGAUUGUAACUUGUGCGUUAAGGUUUUAAUAGGG